Molecule: messenger RNA, 1197 nt
Organism: Letharia columbiana
Lineage: Eukaryota; Fungi; Ascomycota; Lecanoromycetes; Lecanorales; Parmeliaceae
Exons: 5
Coding region: 1-1197 (398 amino acids)
Molecular function (GO): O-methyltransferase activity
Source: RefSeq, a predicted model, not a curated record
AUGAAUGGAACGAACGGAACGGACGACCACAAAUUUGAAGAGCUUAUGCAGACACUGAACGGAAUCAACGCCGACACCUUCAGCAACGAUGGUAAAAGGAUCCAGACCCUCCUGGCAGCGUAUGCCCUCGUAUCUCGGCUCGAGACGCCAUGGGAUUUCGUAUUGAGACUCUGCAUGGGUCAGCCAGCGCUUGGGGCAGCUCUGAAAGUUUCGAAGGAUCUGCAGCUGUUCGACAAAUGGCAUGAGCGCGGUGACGGCGCCAUGACAAGGGAGCAGCUGGCAGCGAUGGUGUCUUGCGACCCCAACCUUCUCUUUCGCCUACUCCGCCAUUUAGCAGCAAACCAUGUGCUGCAAGAGACUUCGAUAGGGGUUUUCAAGCCGACCAAAUUGAGUAUCUCUUUCACCCAAUCAGUGUUCGGGGAGUGGAUCAACCAUCUUUACGAUGCGACAAUUCCGUGCUUCUUCAAGAUGCCAAUGUACCUGGCUCAGAACGGCUACAAAAAUCCUUUGGAUCCCAGCAAUGGCGUUUUCCAGUACGCGAAAGGUUGGAAGGGAGAUAUGUUCCACUAUUACGAGUCCCACCCGGUCGAGGGUGAAUCCUUCAACCACGUCAUGGGCGGCGUCAUGGCAAACCAGGCCGGAUGGGUGGACAUUUUCCCCCACAACGCCAUUCUCGAGUCAGACUCGGAUAGCGAGUCCCCUCUCGUGGUAGACGUGGGAGGCAACAUUGGUCACGACAUGGAAAAGUUUCGCCAGUUACACCCAGAGACAGCUUCUCGUCUGUACCUGGAGGACAGACCAGAGGUUGUAAAGCACUCCCUGUGUCCAGAGCCUGUGAACAAGAUAGGCUACGACUUCUUCAUGCCGCAGCCGAUCAAAGGAGCGCGCGCCUACUACAUGCACGGCGUCCUCCACGACUGGUCCGACGAGCCGGCCCGCAAGAUUCUCGAAAUGCAGAGAGGGGCGAUGAAACCGGGACACAGCAAACUCCUGAUCCACGACCACAUUGCGCCCGAGGCCUUGGCCCACCCGCACACCACGGCCUACGAUCUGACCAUGAUGGUCAUGGUGGCGGGGGUAGAGCGGAGCGAGGCGCAUUGGAGCACGUUGCUCAAGUCUGCGGGUUAUAAGUUCCUCAGGGUCUGGACUUCGCCGCUGGCCGUGCAAGGCAUCAUCGAGGCCGAGCUCGAGGAGUAG